ACCCAAGAAUUCAACAUGAUGCAUCCAAGCCUUGUAGCUGCCUUCUUUUUCUUGCUGGGCUUGUCAUACUGUUUGACACUGCCUAUUCCUCAUGAAGACAGUGAUGAAUUCACAACAGAAGAUCUCCGGUUUGCAGAGCGCUAUCUAAAGACACAUUACAACCUACGUUCCAGUCCUGCUAACAUAAGAAGGAAGAAUGCCAACACAGUGGCAGCCAAACUUCGAGAAAUGCAGUCUUUUUUUGGGUUGGAGGUGACUGGCAUAUUAGAUGAAGAAACGUAUGAGCUGAUGCAACAGCCAAGAUGCGGUGUCCCUGAUGUGGGGGAAUACAACUUUUUCCCUAGAAAACUAAAAUGGUCAAAAAAUAAUUUAACAUACAGAAUUGUGAAUUACACCCGAGAUCUGACACGUGCUGAAGUGGACAGAGCAUUCAAAAAGGCAUUCAAGGUUUGGUCUGAAGUGACACCGCUGAACUUCACUAGAAUUCGUAGUGGUACUGCUGAUAUUAUGAUUUCCUUUGGAACAAAAGAACAUGGUGACUUUUAUCCUUUUGAUGGACCAUCUGGAUUACUAGCUCAUGCUUUUCCUCCUGGCCCAAAUUUUGGAGGAGAUGCCCAUUUUGAUGAUGAUGAAACCUGGUCAACUGAUUCCAGAGGAUACAACUUGUUUCUGGUGGCUGCCCAUGAGUUUGGUCACUCUUUGGGGCUUGAGCACUCCAGAGACCCAGGAGCUCUGAUGUUUCCUAUUUACACAUACACGGGCAACACUGGCUUCCUGCUUCCAGACGAUGAUGUGCAAGGGAUUCAAGCUCUCUAUGGUGCAGGAGGCAGAGAUCCCCACCACAAACACCCCAAAACUCCAGAGAAAUGUGAUGAAAAUUUGUCACUGGAUGCAAUAACAGAACUUCGAGGAGAAACGAUGAUCUUCAAGGACAGGUUUUUCUGGCGCCUACAUCCUCAGAUGGUCGAGGCAGAACUGGUGUUAAUUAAGUCCUUUUGGCCAGAACUUCCAAACAAGAUAGAUGCUGCUUAUGAAAACCCCAUAAAAGAUCAUGUGAUCAUAUUUAGGGGAAGGAAAUUCUGGGCUCUCAAUGGAUAUGACAUAAUUGAAGGCUACCCUAAAAAAAUAUAUGAGCUGGGAUUCCCCAAUGAGAUGAAAACAAUAGACGGGGCUGUCCACAUUAAAGACACCGGCAAGACUCUCUUUUUUACUGGAGACAAGUACUGGAGCUAUGAUGAAGAAAACCAAGUUAUGGAAAAAGGCUAUCCCAGACGAAUAGAGGAAGAAUUCCCAGGAAUUGGCAAUAGAGUGGAUGCAGUUUACCAAAAAAAUGGUUACAUCUACUUUUUCAAUGGACCACUCCAGUUUCAAUAUAGCAUCUGGAGCAACAGAGUUGUUCGUGUCUUGAAAACUAACUCCAUGUUCUGGUGCUAAUCGCUUUCUACAUGUUUAACAGGUUGCAGGCUGUAGAACAGUCUGUAGCAAAUGGAAAUACCAUUGUGGGAAGAAGGAUUUAUAGGUAAUGAUUCUGUGAACAAACUCUGUUCAUCUACCCCCCAAAGUUGUACUGUAUAUAUAGGAAUUAUAUAGCUUAUUUCAGUCUGGAACUGAAUUAAUUUAAUAGGAGGAGAGAGAAGAGAAUGAUUAGCAUUUCAAGGGACAUUAGACCAUAAAAAGUCAAUUCAGAAUUUAACAAGAUCCCCCUGCAAGAUGCUGAAUGCAUCCUGUGAGAUCACAAAUACACACAACUCCAGAAAUUUGAGAGUGAUUAGCAUAUUGCAAGAGGCUCUCAGCAUCUCUCAGGAACAGGCCGGUGCUGACUGCUAGUUAAGUAAUUAGAGCUAAUCCUGCCAUUCUUGAGAACAUUUCCAUUAGAAUUUAACGGUGUCCAACACACUAGCCACUAGCCACAUGUGGCUAUUUGGCUGGUUGACUGUGGCUUGUUGGCUUGAACACUGUGGUUAUUUGGCCAGUUGAGAGUGACUAGUUUGCUAUAGUGACUACUGCUUCAGGACUGGUUGGACACCACAACAUUAAAUCAUUGGGGAUUUCAUACAUGUAAAAAAUGGGCCAGGACAGCAAAACUGACACCUGGAGAGUGGAGACACCAACUUAAGAUAUUGUAGUUAUGCAAUGUGAAAAUGUUUGCAUACUGGCAUAUCUCCAUGGAAACAGCUGACCAUGACACUUUCACAGGAAGCCAGAGUGAGGAUGGAGAAACAGCAAGGUGCCUAAAAUCAAGUAGCAAAGGUAGAGAGAGGCUCCAAGGUAACCCUUCUCUGAAUGGUAUCAUGGAAACCAGGAAGAGAUGGCAAACACCAAGAGUUAUGAGAUACUCAGGAAAGGAGGCUGAAGUCUAGCACUAACAGAUCAAUGGAGAGCUCUCCAGGUCUGAUCCACCCCCUGCUGCAAACUAAUGCAGCUCCACUCAUGUUCACUGGAGUGAUGACAAAUUACAGCAGCUGAGAAUCUGACCAUCCAUUUCAAAAUACUGUUAAAAUUAUGGAUUUUGGUGUUUUUUAAGUCAAUGUUUCAAUAUUUAUUUCAGUUGUUCCAGUGCCUUAUGUGUUCACUGUUUUUUCAGUCAACCCAAACAAUGCAUGACUGUGGUUACUUUUCAACUUUAAAAGGUAUUAAAUAAACCAAAUGAAUAAAA
Messenger RNA from Pelodiscus sinensis (Chinese soft-shelled turtle), 2656 nucleotides. The record is from RefSeq and is a predicted model, not a curated record. Lineage: Eukaryota; Metazoa; Chordata; Testudines; Trionychidae.